Messenger RNA from Thalassophryne amazonica, 3669 nucleotides. It is a transcript of the gene jmy, whose product is annotated as junction mediating and regulatory protein, p53 cofactor. The transcript has 10 exons. Gene Ontology annotation, molecular function: Arp2/3 complex binding; actin binding; transcription coactivator activity. Lineage: Eukaryota; Metazoa; Chordata; Actinopteri; Batrachoidiformes; Batrachoididae. Gene Ontology annotation, biological process: intrinsic apoptotic signaling pathway by p53 class mediator; 'de novo' actin filament nucleation; positive regulation of apoptotic process. The coding region runs from base 397 to 3048 and encodes 883 amino acids. Gene Ontology annotation, cellular component: nucleus; cytoplasm. The record is from RefSeq and is a predicted model, not a curated record.
AGAAGAUCCCACGUGACGCCGCUGAGCCUCGCGGCCGUGUUGUCUGCUUGAGCUCGGCGCAGGGAUCGAGACAUUUUUCUCCGCCUGACGAAAGACUGUUUUUAUUGUUUUUGGUGUGUGUGUGUCGGUGUGUGUUCGAGCGCGAGGGUGCGCUCGAGCGUCUUCAUACCAAAGCCUUUCGGUGUGACGACGGCGGCGCGCGCGCAGCUGCUGGCGGUGUGUAAACAAAGCAGGAAAGCCUUUGUUCCGCCGCCUCUAUCCUCGAGUCUUUUUCACCGAUUUAGCUCGAUAAACUUGACUUUCCAGAGCGGAUUAGCUGUCGUUAGCUAGCAGGAAGAAGCAUUUAGCUUCGACUCCACAGAUUGCUGUUGUUGUUUUUAUUUAAAUCUGUGUCACAUGUCGUUCAUGAUGGAGGAUCAUUUGGAGUCCGGUUGGGUCUCCGUUCGACCGAAGGUGUUCGACGAAAAGGAGCGACACAAAUUUGUUUUCAUCGUGGCCUGGAACGAGGUCGAAGGGAAGUUCGCCAUAACCUGCCACAACAGGACCGUGCAGAGACGGACCACUUUCCGGGACCCGCUCCUGGAUUCCGGUUCGCCGCCUGGCUCGCGCGCCUCCGCUGCGGAAAAAUCUCGGGCCCAUCCAAAGAAGGAUGAAGUCUGCCAAGCGGGGAAAGUUCAAGCUGCCUCCAGUGGGAAACCCGCAGCCUCCAAAACCGAAGUAGUAGCGGAGAAGGCGGCGUUAAAGGCCGGUGUUUGGAGCCACAUGGUGGGCUCGUGGGACAUCGUGACCCCCAGAACGAUGGAUCUCGAGAUCACCGAUGUCCCGCUGUCUCCGGAUGACGCAGAUCCAGGGGAGAGUGAGGACUUCAGCUGGGCAGGACUGUUCUCCUUCCAGGACCUGAGGUCGGCCCACCUCCAGCUGUGCGCCGUGAACUCUGACCUGGGGCCGUGUCUGCCGUCCUUCCCGGAGGAGCAGGCCGGCGUGUGGUCGCUGCUCGUCGGAGCGCCCGAGGUGUCCCAGAGGGAGUCCGAGGCGCUGUGCUACCAGCUGCAGGUGUACCUGGGACAUGCCCUGGACACCUGCGGCUGGAAGAUCCUCUCACAGGUGCUGUUCUCCGACAGCGACGACACCGAGGAGUACUACGAGAGUCUGAGCGAGCUGAGGCAGAAAGGAUACGAGGAGGCGCUGGAGAGAGCCAAGAGACGCAUGCAAGAGGUUUUGGAUAAACACCGAGCCAUGGACAGCAUGGUGGAACUACUGCAGGUCUACUCUGACGAGGACGCAGCCUAUGGAGAGCUGCUGGAAGCCACAACUCAGCUGUUCCACUAUCUGCUUCAGCCUUUCAGAGACAUGAGGGAACUGGCCAUGCUGCGCAGACAACAGAUUAAGAUCUCUCUGGAGACGGAGCGUCUGGGUCCUCGCCGAGUGGAGAGCUUAAGGAAAGAAGAUGAAGCAUGGCAGAAGAAGGCUCAUGCUGUUGUCCUCUCCAUACAAGAGCUGACUGUCAAGUUCUUCGAAACCACGACUCGGGCACAGAAAGCCCUGUAUGAGCGGAUGCGUGCUGACCAAAGGAAGUUCGGUAAAUCAUCCUGGACAGUAGCAAUGGACCGCAUGGAGCGCCUGCAGUAUGCACUUUCCAAAGAAACUCUGCAGCUGAUGAAGGCCAAAGAAAUCUGCCUGGAACAAAAGAAGCACAGCCUGAAAGAGGAGAUGCAGAGUUUGCAGGGUGGUGAGGAUGCCAUGCUGCAGCUGGACCAGCUGGAGGCACGGUACUAUGAUUGGCAGCUGCAGCUGUAUGAUAUUCAGGGGGAGGUGCUGCGCUGUGAGGAGCUGCUGCUCACCAUCCAGCUGAAGAGUCUGAGGCGGCAGAUGACAGAGCGACAGGACGAGGUGGUGUACUACGAUGCCUUUGAGACCCCUGAUGCCAUGAAGGGCAUAGAGGAGGGUGUAACCUUGGCGUCCCCACUCAGAGACGAAGAACUCGGCAUCCUGCAGCAGAGGAUACGGCAGCUGGAGGCGCGGAGGGGCCGCAUCAACACCAAGAAAGUGUACCUCAAAAACAAGAAGGAAAUCUGUGUUGUCAAUCGCAACCAGAAUGUCCAACAGCGCCAAGGUAGCCAUGCUGACAGCAGUACCCAUCAGGCACUGCAGCAGGAAGUUGAAGAUGAGACCAAGAGAAGUGCCAGAGUGAGUCAGGAGCGGCAGAGAACUCUGGAUCGUCUCUGCAGCCUAAAACAGCGUUAUCCAGGCCAUGUGACCCUGAAGUCCAGCAGGCUGCGGCGAGCAGGAGGAGGUCAGCCCAGCACCCAGUCAGCCGGCGUCCAGACGGACCACAUCUCAGAUCUCCCACAACUCUCUGCUCCUCCUCCAGCCGACUCCUGUGGCUCCGACUGUGUCUCCUUACCAGCAGUUGGACCGGCAGGAGGUGAAAACCUUGUCUCUCCACCUCCCUUCAGCUCUCUUCCUCCCCUCCCUGCUCCCCCUUCUGUUCUCUCGCUGGCUUCUAUUCCUCCCCCCCCCCCACCUCCUCCACUUCCUCCUUCAGAGGAGCAGCAGGUUGAGAAACGGGCAGAGAAUCCACCGAGAAGCCCAGAGCGGCAGCUGGAAUGCGAGUCGGAAUCCCUCCCGCUUCCUCUGGCUCCUUUCUCCCCUCGCUUCUUUGACAGCAGCCAGCUGCUGAUGGCGAGGAAGAAACUGAGGAAGACGGCGUCUCUGGACUCCUCACAGUGGAGAAGAGCGAGCUCGCCCAUGGACGAGGUGCUGGCCUCUCUGAAGCGAGGAAGCUUCCAUCUGAGGAAGGCCGAGCUUAGAGUCCUGGCUCCCGAUCCGGACGAUGACGGUAACAACAUCCUGGCCCAAAUCCGACAAGGCGUCAGGCUGAGGAAGGUACGGACCCGGCUGGACCAGCAGCAAAACGCCACAAGCACCCCCCACUCUGCUGACGCUUUGACACGCAGCAUCCACGAGGCCCUGAGGAGAAUCAAGGAGGCUUCCCCGGAAUCUGAAUCCGAGGAUGAAGGACUUCCGUGCACUGACUGGGAAAACUAGAUGUUCUCAUGGGAAGAAUUUAUUUUAUUUUAUUUUUUUUACGUACUGAAGCCACGGCUGCCGCGUUGUGUCUGAGUUGUACUGUAGCCUUCUGUGAUGGGUUUGUAAAAACGCCAUUUUUUUACUUUCUCAUCACCUCAAACGGCAAAACCUCUACGCGCAGUUCUACACACAGCGAUGAAAUAUUUCUGGGAGUUAGUGCAUUUAAGGAUAUGGCGAGCACAUUAUUUCGUGCUACCCGCACCACUACAAGUGUGAAGGGUGAGUAAAAAACGAGCCGUUUUCUGACAUGGUAGCAAAAUGUUACAGCAUACAGAAAAAUAACAUUCAGCCUUAAUAAAAUCUAAUGAUAUAUUUUAUCCAUCAAGUAUGUCGUUUUCGUGACAAUGUAAGAGAGGGAUGUCCUGGUGCAAUUGACAUGAUUGAUAUCUGGCCUAAUCAAGUUGUCUUUUGAUUGAUCGUCAUCAAUCAAAAUGAAACCACGUCACCAUAUCGGUGACAUAAAUGAAUGGACUGCAUUUAGAUAGCGCUUUUCCAUCUGCAUCAGACGCUCAAAGCGCUUUACAAUAAUGCCUCACAUUCAUGUGAGGAUGCUGCCAUACAAUGCACUCGUGACACACC